GUGUGACCCUGGACCACAAAACCAGUCAUAAGUGUCAGUUUUUCAAAACUGAGAUUUAUAAAUAAUCUGAAAGCUCAAUAAAUAAGCUCUCCAUUGAUGUCUGGUUUGUUAGGAUAGGACAGUUUUUUGGCCGAGAUACAACUAUUUGAAAAUCUAAAUCUAAAAUCUAAAUAUUGAGAAAAUCACCUUUAAAGUUGCCCAAAUGAAGUUCUUAACAAUGCAUAUUACUAAUCAGAAAUUAAGUUUUGAUAUAUUUACAGUAGGAAUUUUACAAAAUAUCUUCAUGGAACAUGAUCUUUACUUAAUAUCCUAAUGAUUUUUGGCAUAAAAAAGGCAAUAAUUUUGACCCAUACAAUGUAUUUUUGGCUAUUGCUACAGAUAUACCCCAGCGACUUAAGACUGGUUUUGUGGUCCAGGGUCACAUAUAUAUAUGUGGUAAAUAUGCUAUAUCAUCAUUAUUAUGACAUGAAAAGUUGAAUCUCUAACAAACUAAAUUAUGUUUAGGUCUAUGCCCUUGCCUGUAGUAAAGUACCGCUAACUUACGGCCUCUAGUGGCUGAUUAGUGCAAAAGAAAACGCUAAUUUCGUAGGAGUGACGCGGAUGAAGUUUGUCUCCUGCGAGGCGCCAUCCUCUGUACCCUUUCCCCUUUCCCUCUCUCAUAGCGAGAUUUCCCUUUAACUUUUACGAUUUUUACGUUUUAAAUUCAGUGCCUUUGAUUCGUUAUCUUGUUAGUCGUCUUGGUUAUAUUCCGCGUGUGGCAUGAUGUUCACGUCCACCGGUUCGAGGGGAUUGUAUAAAGCACCCCUGUCCAAGAGCUUACUGCUGCUUCCUACGGUCCUCACUGUGCUGUUGACUGUGCUUCUGCCUCAGUACCAGGAUGUGUUCACAUACAACCUCCAGGCUAUCAGGCAGGGCAAGCAGUUCUGGAGGCUGGUGAGUGGACGGCUCAUCUGCUUGGACCUGAAAGACACUUUCUGCAGUAGUUUGCUUAUCUACAAUUUUCGCAUUUUUGAGAGAAGGUUUGGCAGCCACAAAUUUGCUUCCUUCCUCUUUGGAGCAUGGAUUCUCUCUGCUUUUGUGGACCUGCUGCUGACAGAGGCUCUUCGCUUCAUGUUUGAACUUAAGGUGGAUGUUCUUCCAGCUGGACUAUUGGGCCCAGUCUUUGCUCUCUUUGUGCCUUUCUACAGCUCCAUCCCACGAGUUCAGGUCACUCAGCUGCUUGGUCACAUCUCAGUCACAAACAAAUCUCUGACGUACAUUGUGGGUGCACAGCUCCUGACCUCAAGUGCCUACAUGUGGGUGGUUGCUUGUAGUGGACUGAUCGCAGGCAUGUUGUAUUACAGUAAUAAGUUGGCAGUCCAGAAGUUCUUACGUGUGCCAGGAUGGGCAGCCAGAUGUGGUUCGACGCUCCUAGAGCCGGUCUUCUCUGAUUCUGAGCCCACUGCAGAAGCCCCGCUGGGGAUGGGCGCUACUUUGGACAUCCAGAGACAGCAGAGGAUGGAUAUGCUGGACCAGCAACUGCUCCUGUCUCAGCUGGCACACCUCAGGAGAAAUGCACAGCAACAACAGGCUCAGACAGGUCUCCUGAAUUGGAACAGAUUCUUCCCAACCUUAAGGCACAGAGGACAGAACCAGCACCGUGAGGGUCCCCAGCCACAACAGCCCACCUAUAUGCACCCGCCGGAUAACACAGCUGUGGCUGAGGAGCAGGUUGCAAGAUUAAUGGAGAUGGGUUUCUCGAGGAUGGAUGCCCAAGAAGCUCUCAGAGCAUCUAACAAUGACAUUAACAUUGCAACAAACUUCUUGCUUCAGCACUAAGACAAAAUAAAUUGAAGAUGACUAGGAGGACAAGGAGAAUGAGUUGAAAGUACUUAGGAACGCAACACUGGUGUCAUAACCACACCUGUUGGAAGCAGUUAAAACCGCUGUUUUACACAACUCACAGGAGCCGAUGAUGUCACUUCCUUUCUGAAUGGGCAGUGUGGAAGUCCUGCUCCUGUGUUGUACAGUGCUACUAGGAGUUGACUUGCAUUUGCAACCCUCUCUGGUCCACAGCACAGAGCCAACAUGGUGGACAGUUAUACAUUGUGUCUCAGGGCUUGUGCCAUUUGGCAUCGUCCUUGAACCUCCAUCUUCUAAUAAUUAAGAAUUCUAUAAUAUAUUGAUAAAUUAUUAAACCAUGUGUUGUUUUGCUAUAAAUAAGCUGAAUAUAAGUCUUAAUUGAAUAGUUCAUCCAAAAAUGUACUCGUCCUCAUGUUCUUCCAAAGCUGUGUGGUUUUUCAGUCUUCCAUGGAACACAAAAGAGGAUGUUUAGCAGAAAUGCUGUGGCUGCUCUUUUCCAUAUAACAAAGUGACUUAGUGACUUUGAGUGACUACACUCUUAAAAAUAAAGGUGUUUCACGAUGCCAUAGAAGAACCUUUUUUGUUUAAAUGGUUCCAUAAAGAACCUUUAACAUCUAAAGAACCUUUCGGUUUCACAAAAGAUUCUUUGUGUCAAAAGAAAGUUCUUCAGAUUAUAAAAAGGUAAGAAACAGAUGGUUCUUUAAAGAACCUUUGACUAAAUGGUUCUUUGUGGAACCAAAAAUGGUUCUUCUAUGGCAUCGCUGUGAAGAACCUUUUAAAGCUCCUUUAUUUUUAAGAGUGUAGUGACUGUCAAGCUCCAAAAUAUAGGACUAUAAGAUAGCAUAAAAGUAGUCUGUAUUACCUUUGUGGUUAUUUUAGGUGAGUUGAGUCAAAUGAGUCCUUCUGUAGUCUGUGCUUGAUUCCAGUUUGACAGUUUGAUGUAUUGUAGUUCAACAGGUUCUCGAGUCUCAUAAAACAGGAUAUGAGAUCUGUGAAAGAGGCCAAAGUUUAAUUUCAUUUUGUUCCUCACGCAAAAGCUCUCAAUGGUCUUGUAAUAUGGUGUAUUACAACACUCUUUGGUGCUUUUUUUUUGAUAGACAUACUUUUGUUGUGUGGAAAAGAGCAGCUUGAACAUUCUUUAAAAUAUCCCUUAUCACAGUAUUUUUGUGUUCAUAAGAGAAAGAAAGUCAAUGUUUUAGGCCUGACAUGAGGGUGAUUAAAUGAUGACAAAAUUAUUUUUUUUGGGUGAAAUGUUCUUUUUUUGUUGUAGUUUAAAACUUAAAGGGCUAGUUGUAUGGCAGUGUAUUUAAAGUACGCAUGGAUUAAGUGGAUUCUUGAAGAGACCACUGCCACUGACAUGCCAUUUAGUUCAGAAUCAAAACUAAUUAAGGUUUGGGAAACAGAAAGCAUGAAAGUAUUUUUUUUUUUUUUUUUUUUUAAAUUAAGCAGAAACACAAAUUAUGUCAUUGUUAUUGUGACGCUGGUGUCUGAAAAGCCUCAAAAAGUACCAUGACUUUUAUAGUGGCAUGAUAAAAAAGAAUCAAGUGGAUAUUUGUGAUAUCUUAUGAUGCUUAGAAACUUUUUCUGCACACUGAAAAUGGAUAAUAUUCAGAGCAUCUCUAUCAUUGUGUUUAUCUGAGAGUGGGACAAAACUUUUUUUAACAGCAUGAUUUGUCUGUGGUACAAAAAGAUGAGAUGAAAUAUUGUUUAAACUCUGAUUAAAGGGAUAACAACAGUGUUGAUAACCAUAACUGGUGUUAAAAUGCCUUUAAAGAAUACAGGCAUUUAAUUAUGAGAUUAUGAUGUUAUAUGCCAAUAAGAUUUUGUUCAUGUGAAUGUUCUUUUAUUAUUAUGCAAAAGUGUUUGAUUUAGUGUCUAAUUAAGCGGUAUUCAAAAUCUGAAUUGUUUGAAAAAUGUUUGUAUUAAUUAAUGUUUUGACUGUGAGGAAAUCACUGGUAUACACAAAAGAAAAUCACUCCUGCCACUCUAAAUGUUCUGUGUUGGACACUCAUUGUGGUCAGUUUAUUACUUAUAUAAUAAGUUUGAUUGCUCUUUUCUAUUCAUCUUUCCAUUCAUCUUUUUUUUUUUUUUUUUAAAUACUAAACUCAUUCUGUAAACCACCAGAGCAUACUUUUAACAGCCACUCAACCCACUAGAGAAA
Labeo rohita (rohu) is the source of this 4003-nucleotide messenger RNA. RefSeq names its product UBA domain containing 2 (gene ubac2). Gene Ontology annotation, molecular function: serine-type endopeptidase activity; protein binding. NCBI's taxonomy places the organism in Eukaryota, Metazoa, Chordata, Actinopteri, Cypriniformes, Cyprinidae. The transcript has 9 exons. Bases 760 to 1818 code for a protein of 352 amino acids. The record is from RefSeq and is a predicted model, not a curated record.